GUCAGGGCGCCGCCGCGACGACCGCACACCUCUCGGCCAGACCUUCUGCAUUGCGGAUCCACCAGACACUCGCAGCAAGCAGCUCCAUCCAUCGCCCUUUUCCAAUUGACAGACCGACGGACCGUUUUCAUCAAUUUUCGGACAUGUUCGGACUUGGCGGAGCUUUGAAAAACGUGACCAGCAAGGCUGGCGAGCUGCUGGAGAAGAAGAAGGGCGAGGUGAGCACCCUGGCCGACGAAAAGAAGAAGGUGGCCACGGAGAUUCUCGAGGAACAGGUCACCAAAACCACAGAGGCCCUCUCCCAGACCAAGCUGGAGGCCGAAAAGGCCGCCACAGACACGGCCGACGAGGCGACUGGUUUGGUUGAGACGACGGUGAACGCGGGCAUUGCGGAGGUGGAGAAGACUGUCGACGAGAAGAUCAAGGAGGCCAACACCGAGAUGGACAAGAAGCUGGAGGAGGCGGACAAAUUCCUGGACGCCAAGCGCGAGGACGUCGUCCAGGCCGUCACCGACGCCGGCAAGAAGGUCAACGAGACGAGUGCGUCCACCCAGAACUCCCUGCUCGGCAAGGCCAAGGGAUUCCUCAAGUUUUGAAGGAGAGGCCUAAAACUCACGUAUUACUACCACUCACACUGCUGCUUGGUGACAAACUCCUAUUUUAAAAUAUGAUUGUAGCUUUGACGUUGACGGAACGAGGUUCAAAAGAAAAUGAAAUUAUUAUAAAUGUAAGAAGUGUGUAUUUUUAGAGGUCUCGGCUUUAUUGUCAACUGGAAAGCGCUGGGUCUUCUCAGUGUGCGAGCACCAAACUCAUGUUUUGUCCAAUUUUAUCUCACUGCUUUGAUGAGAAUCUCAUUGUUAAUGCAGAUCAAUUUUAGCAUUCGAGAGGAAUGUGAUUCAAAAUUUCACCAAUCAAAAAAUAUAAAAUAAUUAUUUUUCCUCUUUAAUUUCUCUUAUAAACAAAAUCGGAGCCAAAUUGAAAAGAGCGUGCCUUGGAUUGAUUCAAAUAUAUAUCACAUAUUAUUUUGUUGACAGUCCAGCUUUUUUAUUAUCUAGGUCAGUAUAUUUUAUGUAAAUUUCUCUCUGCAAAAAUAAAAUAAAAUAAAAUUGGAGCAUUCGCCCAUAGCUUU
This is a messenger RNA of Cloeon dipterum, 1129 nucleotides long. RefSeq lists its product as uncharacterized. The record is from RefSeq and is a predicted model, not a curated record. The transcript has 4 exons. Bases 144 to 596 code for a protein of 150 amino acids. NCBI's taxonomy places the organism in Eukaryota, Metazoa, Arthropoda, Insecta, Ephemeroptera, Baetidae.